Molecule: messenger RNA, 2571 nt
Organism: Jaculus jaculus (lesser Egyptian jerboa)
Lineage: Eukaryota; Metazoa; Chordata; Mammalia; Rodentia; Dipodidae
Gene: Pde6b
Product: phosphodiesterase 6B
Exons: 22
Coding region: 1-2571 (856 amino acids)
Biological process (GO): signal transduction; retina development in camera-type eye
Cellular component (GO): photoreceptor outer segment membrane
Molecular function (GO): protein binding; 3',5'-cyclic-nucleotide phosphodiesterase activity
Source: RefSeq, a predicted model, not a curated record
AUGAGCCUCAGUGAGGAACAGGUGCACAGUUUCCUGGAUGGGAACCCCACCUUUGCCCACCAGUAUUUUGAGAAGAAGCUGAGCCCUGAAAAUGUGGUGGGGGCCUGCGAAGACGGGCGGCUGGUGGACUGUGGCAGCCUGCGCGAGCUGUUCCAGGUGGAGGAGAGCGCGGCGCUGUUUGAGCUGGUGCAGGACAUGCAGGAGAGCGUCAACAUGGAGCGAGUGGUCUUCAAGGUCCUCAGGCGCCUCUGCACCAUCCUGCGUGCUGACCGCUGCAGCCUCUUCAUGUACCGCCAACGCAACGGCGUAGCCGAGCUCGCCACCCGGCUCUUCAGUGUGCAGCCGGACAGCCUCCUGGAGGACUGCCUGGUCCCUCCCGACUCUGAGAUUGUCUUCCCCCUGGACAUAGGGGUUGUGGGCCAUGUGGCUCAGACCAAGAAGAUGGUGAACGUGCCGGAUGUCGCAGAGUGUCCUCACUUCAGCUCCUUUGCUGAUGAGCUCACCGAGUAUGUGACGAAGAACAUCCUGGCCAUGCCAAUCAUGAACGGCAAAGAUGUGGUAGCUGUGAUUAUGGCAGUGAAUAAGCUGGAUGGCCCAUGCUUCACAAGUGAUGACGAAGAUGUUUGCACAAAGUACCUGAAUUUUGCCACAUUAAACCUGAAGAUCUAUCACCUGAGCUACCUCCACAACUGUGAGACACGCCGAGGCCAGGUGCUCCUCUGGUCAGCCAACAAGGUGUUUGAGGAGCUGACAGACAUCGAGAGGCAGUUCCACAAGGCUUUCUAUACUGUGCGAGCCUAUUUGAACUGUGACCGGUACUCAGUGGGCCUCCUGGACAUGACCAAGGAAAAGGAAUUCUUUGAUGUGUGGCCUGUGCUGAUGGGGGAGGCCCAGCCAUACUCAGGCCCACGCACACCUGAUGGUCGGGAAAUCAACUUCUACAAAGUCAUUGAUUACAUCCUCCAUGGCAAGGAAGACAUUAAGGUCAUUCCUACACCCCCGGCUGAUCAUUGGGCCCUGGUCAGUGGCCUUCCAACCUACGUGGCAGAAAGUGGCUUUAUCUGUAACAUCAUGAAUGCCUCUGCUGAUGAAAUGUUCAAAUUUCAGGAGGGACCCCUAGAUGACUCUGGGUGGGUCAUCAAAAACGUCCUCUCCAUGCCCAUCGUCAACAAGAAGGAAGAGAUUGUAGGGGUGGCUACCUUCUACAACAGGAAAGAUGGAAAGCCCUUUGAUGAUCAAGAUGAAGUUCUCAUGGAAUCCCUGACACAGUUCCUGGGCUGGUCGGUGCUGAACACAGACACCUAUGACAAGAUGAACAAGCUGGAGAACCGGAAGGACAUCGCCCAAGACAUGGUUCUCUACCACGUGAGAUGCGACAAGGACGAAAUCCAGGAAAUCCUGCCAACAAGGGAACGCCUGGGAAAGGAGCCUGCAGACUGUGAGGAGGAUGAGCUGGGGAAAAUUCUGAAGGAAGAACUGCCUGGGCCCACGAAGUUUGAUAUCUAUGAGUUCCACUUCUCUGAUCUGGAGUGCACCGAGCUGGAGCUGGUCAAGUGCGGCAUCCAGAUGUACUAUGAGUUGGGUGUGGUCCGCAAAUUCCAGAUUCCCCAGGAGGUUCUGGUGCGAUUCCUGUUCUCUGUCAGCAAAGCCUACCGAAGGAUCACCUACCACAACUGGCGCCAUGGCUUCAACGUAGCCCAGACCAUGUUCACGCUGCUCAUGACGGGCAAGCUGAAGAGCUACUACACAGACCUGGAGGCUUUUGCGAUGGUCACAGCUGGCCUGUGCCACGACAUUGACCACCGCGGCACCAACAACCUGUACCAGAUGAAAUCCCAGAAUCCUCUAGCCAAGCUACAUGGCUCCUCAAUUCUGGAACGGCACCACUUGGAGUUUGGGAAGUUCCUGCUGGCAGAGGAGACCCUGAACAUCUACCAGAACCUGAACAGGCGGCAGCAUGAACACGUGAUCCACCUUAUGGACAUUGCCAUCAUUGCCACCGACCUGGCCCUCUACUUCAAGAAAAGAACAAUGUUCCAGAAGAUUGUGGAUGAGUCCAAGAACUAUGAGGACAAGAAGAGCUGGAUUGAGUACCUGUCCCUGGAGACAACGCGGAAGGAGAUAGUCAUGGCCAUGAUGAUGACAGCGUGUGACCUGUCUGCCAUCACCAAACCCUGGGAAGUCCAGAGCAAGGUCGCUCUUCUGGUGGCUGCUGAGUUCUGGGAACAAGGCGACUUGGAGAGGACAGUUUUGGAUCAGCAGCCCAUUCCCAUGAUGGACCGAAACAAAGCUGCCGAGCUACCCAAGCUGCAAGUUGGCUUCAUUGACUUCGUGUGCACAUUCGUAUACAAGGAGUUUUCCCGUUUCCACGAAGAGAUUCUGCCCAUGUUUGACCGACUGCAGAACAACAGGAAGGAGUGGAAAGCACUGGCAGAUGAGUAUGAGGCCAAAGUCAAGGCUCUGGAAGAGGAAAAGAAGGCAGCGGAAGACAGAGCAGCAGCCAAAAAAGGGGGCACAGAAAUUUGCAAUGGUGGCCCAGCACCCAAGUCCUCCACGUGCUGUAUCCUGUGA